Molecule: messenger RNA, 1911 nt
Organism: Coprinopsis cinerea okayama7#130
Lineage: Eukaryota; Fungi; Basidiomycota; Agaricomycetes; Agaricales; Psathyrellaceae
Product: protein kinase subdomain-containing protein PKL/ccin9
Exons: 2
Coding region: 1-1911 (636 amino acids)
Source: RefSeq, a predicted model, not a curated record
AUGUUGCCGGUUCGGACUCUGGGGCGCACUUUCGGGUUUGAAACUCCGGUUGUUCCCGAGCGGGCGUUUGCUUUCUUGCGUUGCUUUGUUGCUUUCCCAACCAUGGCGGAGACCAUCUCGAUUAAUUGCCUUAUUUAUGGCGAUGGUCCCGACAGGGCGUUUACUGUAGAGAUCCAGGCGAGCGAUAACAUCAGCAUCCUCAAACAAUUGAUAGCGACGGGCAGGCGACUGUCGAGUAUCGAUCCAACGGACAUACAUCUCUUCAAGGUUUCCCUGACGCCAGACGAGCUACACAGAACGAUUCCAAACCCAAAGGACGAGCUCAAAUCACCGCUUGCAUUGAUAUCAACCAUCUUCAAAGACUUAUCGAGGGACAAAGUCCAUGUUUUCGCAGUCCUCCCUGAUACUGGCCUCAAACGAUCUGCUCCCGAGUCUGUGUUCCAAUUAGACGCACUCAAGCGGGCCAGGGUGGUGACUGAAUCCCCGUCACAGCUUGCCCAUAAGUGGAUUUAUGAAUCGCUACAACGCCAAUCUACCCAGAGGAUCUUUGACGACCGUCCUGAACCCGACUCUGAAAUUCCCCCUCUUGCGCUCCUAUACCAGGGCUUCGGAAUGUUCAUGGAUGACUUCCUCAAACGCAUUCACGUCAAGAACUUCCUGAGCACUGUCCCAGACUUCGUCGAUGUCAAGGACUUCAUGGGUGCUGUCGAUCAAUUCGCGCAUGCUAUGUCCCGGUUCUACAAGGAUGAAGCAGAGAGGCGUGAUGUUGGACUAUAUCAUCUCAAUGCCAUCAUGACCUCAACCGGUGUUGACCAUCCUCCUCGACUCUAUGCGGCCUUCAUUGGGAAAGUCAUCAGUGAUGGACAUGCGGUCACCGAGGACGGUUUCCCCAUCCACGUUGUACAAUUCAAGAAUGAAAUGGUUGGGGUCACCUCCCAUGCUGGCACUGAAGCCGUCGGCUAUGUGGCGCGCCUUCAUAACACUGUAAGAGAGGAACGUCCGACUGUUUUGCAGCCGUGGAGGGUGCCUUGCAUUGUUACCACAAUUGUUGGUAGGUACAGGAAUACCCUCUCUCUUCCUCGUGCCGUGUCGUUCAAGCUCGUCAUAGGACACGAAGUCCGGUUCUACGGCGUCAUCUUGCUCGGACACCAGUACCGCCAGAUCAGCCUUACACCAGCUCUGUCAUGUCUCCAAGGUGCCAGCGACGGGGCGGAACGAAUGUCCCUAUACGCCGCGUUCUUCGCCGCCGUCCGACUCCGAGACCGCAUCCUCGCAGAUCUCCAACAACACCUCGACAACACGCACGUCGAUCCCAUCCCACCUAAUGCAAUUCUCUUCCCAGCCGUUUCAAAGCUCGCCAAAUACGACGGUGUUGGCGACUUUGAAUUCAAGAUCAUAGACUACCGAUAUCCUCGAACAGACUGUCGGCUCCUCUAUAUCGCCCUUGCCGCUGAUGACUCCGCUGUCCUCAUCAAGUUCUCUAGGACCUACUGUCGUGAGCUGCAUGAAUACUGCUACAACAAGGGCUAUGCCCCUAAACUGCUUGGCUUCCAACAACUCCCUGGUGGGUGGUAUGGAAUCGCGAUGGAGUACGAUCCGGAGAUGGUCCCCAUCCACACCGAAAAUGACCGUGCGCUUAGGAAGCCGAUUGAGCAACUGAUGAAAGGGUUCCACGAAGAAGGGUGGGUGCAUGGAGACCUCCGAUAUUGCAACAUCCUCAGGAGCGAAGACAAGCAAAAGGUUUGGGUUGUCGACUUUGAUUGGGGAGGGAGAGAGGGUGAAGUCUGCUAUCCGACUCCGAGGCUGAAUGAAUUGUUGGUUGAAGGGAGGAACUGUUCUCAUUGGAAGAUUCGGAGGGAGGACGAUGAGAGGAUUUUGGAUUUGACGUUCACGAGGCUCGGUCAAGUGUAG